CAGAAGAGCUGCGAGAACGGAGCAGCCAUGAACGGCGGCGAAGAAACAGAGAAGAAGAACGGAAGUGAACAAAACACUAAUAACAAAGUACUCGAGAAGGUCGGAGAAGUCAUCGCCACGAUCAAUGAAGCCAAAAACGUUGACCAAGUCAUUUGCGCACUCCACUCUCUCGCUGUCCGCCUUUUCUCUCUCGAGUCCCGCUCAUUCGCCGGUAGCAUUGACAAAGAGUAUAGAGAUGAGAUUAUUGGAGCAGAACUUCCUUCAGUACAUGAAAGAGAUAACUGGUGGCAGGUGUUUUAUCAAAGUACUGCGUUUCCAACAAUGGCUAGAGUGUUGUUACUUGACGUUGCUUUGAAUUGGCUAACCUGUUUCCCCAUUUCUGCAAAGAAACAUUUGUAUGAUGUAUUCUUUUUAAGUGGCUGUGUCUCAGAGGUUGUACAAACUUUAGUUCCUUAUCUACAACAUCACUCAAAUGGUCUACUUGAAACCACUGUCUGCUCAAAUACUGAAAGAUUACUUGCACUAUGCUUGCUUGAAAAUGAUGGGGUGCUCCAGUUGGUUAGAGAUUUUUCUCACCAAUCCAAAGAUAUAAUUCUUGAACAGCACAAGGCUGCAAUUUCUAGAGUGGCACAACUUGUUACAUCUGUCCCUGACAAAGCACGAUUGGGAGCUUCCACCUUACUUUCAUCACACUUAUAUGUCAAAAGGAUUACAAUUCAACUAAUUCAGGGAGCAGAAGAAUGGAACAAGAAGUAUUAUGAUGAAUCAGUUAACUAUAAUGGAAGUGAUUUCAAUGGUUCUAUGCUAUUUAUUGGGGAUGCUUUUGCUCGUAUUUGUAGGCGUGGAUCUGCAGAUGUGCUAAUAAGUGAAGUGAUCCCACGAAUUGUUACUCAAGUAAAAAGCCUUUUACAAGAAAAGACUGAUUUGUCCAUUGUGGAAGUUUAUAAAUCAAAACCUGGUCUACAGUUUUGGUCAAAGAUAAUGGAGGCAAUUAAAGAUUCAUAUGCUGUAGAAAGAAUAUCUGAGCAGCUUUUGCAAAAACUAGCAACUCAAGACAUAAAUGAUGUUGAAGAGAGAUUUUUACUCUGGAAAGUGUUCCCGGUUUGUUGUCUGAGAUGGAUCCUUCAGUUUUCUGUUCUUCAAUCCCCUCCUGAUACCAGAGUCAAGGGCAAAACUGGAAAUCAUCGCAAUUUAUUGGAUGCCACUCAGCGUGUUCUUGCAGUAUGGUCAAAGCGAGAGUUUGUACAGUCAGCACCAGUAGAGCAACAAGCAUAUUUAACAGCAGCAGUUGGGCUUUCCUUAGAAAAGCUAACAAAAGAAGAUUUAGAUGGUACUAAGGAUGUAAUGCACUUGAUUCUUGAAGGGGUUAGCUGUAGGCUGGAAAGCCCUUCUCAUUUUGUACGCAAGAUGGCUAGCAGUGUUGCUUUAGUCUUUUCAAAAGUGAUUGACCCUAGCAAUCCUCUGUAUCUUGAUGAUACCUGCAAAGAGGAGACUGUUGACUGGGAGUUCACAUCAACAAAUGCUGACGUGGCAAUAUCUAAUGACAAAGAAACAGAUAAAGACCAAGAUAAGGUUCAUGGUCGUAUUGCAUCGGUAUCAGAAAAAGCUUAUAAAGACACAAAGAAGAACAAAUUGAUGGGAUUGGAAUUAAUUGAUCCAGAUGAAGUUAUUGAUCCUGCGACAUUGAACAAUGAGGAUGCUUCUGAUGAUGAUAAUGAUUCUGAGAUUUCUGAAACUUCCAGUGAAUCCUCUUUACAACCGUAUGAUUUGUCUGAUGAUGAUACUGACUUGAAAAAGAACUUCUCACAGUUGAUUGAUGUGGUUGGAGCUCUAAGAAAGUCUGAUGAUGCUGAUGGUGUUGAAAGAGCACUUGAUGUUGCUGAAAGCCUUAUUAGAGCAGCUCCAGAUGAACUUUCAUUCAUAGCAGGUGAUCUAGUCAGGGCGCUUGUCCAGGUUCGUUGCUCAGACUCAACUUUGGAAGGGGAAGAAGAAUCAGCUGAAGAAAAGAGACAAAAAGCAUUGGUUGCCCUAAUUGUAAAUUGUCCAUUAGGAAGUCUAGAUCCGAUACAUAAACUCCUAUAUUCACCGAAUGUAGACACCAGUCAACGGAUAAUGAUUCUUGAUGUCAUGACAGAUGCAGCACUUGAGCUUUCUCAUGCAAAAACCAGUAGACAAAAGCACCGGUCAACCCCCCAAAUCUUGACCACUUCAGAGAGUCAACCAUGGUUCUUGCCAAGUAGCAUAGGGUCUCAGGGUGCAACCCCAUGGAAAGAGAUCUCAGCAUCUCAAUCUCCAUUGAGUUUCACUUAUUCCUACGAGAGAGAUCUCCCGGUCAAACCCGGUCAACACAGGAGAGGGAAGUCGCGGAGGUGGGCCCACAAAAAUGUAGUACAAGAUGAUGACGUGGAGUGGUCGCAGAAUAAGUUUCCUCCGUUUGCAGCUGCGUUUAUGCUUCCAGCUAUGCAGGGGUUUGACAAGAAAAGUCAUGGAGUUGACUUUUUAGGUAGGGACUUUAUUGUCCUUGGAAAACUUAUUCACAUGUUGGGUACUUGUAUGAAAUGUUCAGCUAUGCAUCCAGAAGCAUCCGCUUUAGCACUUCCGUUACUUGAUAUGUUGAGUUCCAGGGACAUAAGUCGUCAUGUUGAAGCAUAUGUUCGUAAAUCUGUACUUUUUGCAGCAUCAUGUAUAUUGGUGGCUGUUAAUCCUACUUAUGUGGCAUCUUCACUGGUUGAAGGAAGUAGUGAAAUGUCCAGAGGGCUUGAGUGGGUACGCAUGUGGGCCAUCUCUGUAGCUGAGUCAGACACCGAUAAAGAAUGCUACAUGAUGGCAAUGGCAUUCUUCCAUCUUCAAAGGGGACAAUCAAAAUCUCAUUCUGAUAUGUGUAUGAAUUUUGCUACCAUUGUAAAUAUGAAGUUGCUCAUGGGUUUGGGAGAUGAAUGAAGAUUAUCGGGUACCCCAUUGGAAAGAGAAAAUUUGCAUUUGUUUCAUUCAUGUUUGUUUAUUAUUUUAGUUUAUCCUUUUGAAAUUUGUAUAAUGAUAGAUUGUUAUAUUAAAGGAGUUUUGACUUAAACGACCAUGCAACUCUCA
Lactuca virosa is the source of this 3087-nucleotide messenger RNA. The record is from the annotation of a GenBank genome assembly. NCBI's taxonomy places the organism in Eukaryota, Viridiplantae, Streptophyta, Magnoliopsida, Asterales, Asteraceae.